AUGGCUGCUUUGCCAGGUCUUGCAGAUAGUCUCACACCGCUAGAAGACACCAGUGAUGGACCAAAAUCCCAAGAGGUAGUGAUACCUGCGAACCACGAAUGGAGAGUCGAGUCACCUCCGGACACCAAGCUGGUCAUAAAAGUGAAAUCCGGAAUUGCAGAGAUAUUUGGCAUCGAGCUUGCCCUUGAGCAAAAUUACACUUUCCAGGGUAUGAAUUUUGCAUUAUUUGCCGUUGAAAUGGUAGAAUUGCAAUAUUCUUGCUUAGAUUUUCCUAAAACCACAAUUUCGGAUGAUACCAACAUGAAAUAUAUCUACAACCUGCACUUUUCCUUUGAAAAAAUGAGAAUAUCAAGUUUUGACGGUCCAAAGGUAUUAAUUGUGGGAGAUUCAUGCAGUGGCAAAACUUCCUUGGCCAAAAUACUCUGUUCUUAUGCGCUAAAAAUUAAGUCAUAUCAGCCCGUGUUGGUCAAUCUCAAUCCGCAAGAAGGUGUGUAUUCUGCACCUGGUUGCAUUAGUGCAACACCCAUAUCUGAUAUUAUCGAUGUGACGACGCCAACUUGGGGCCAGAGUAUGACUUCAGGCGCUACCAAAUUACACUGCAAACAACCCAUCGUCAAGAGCUUUGGACUGGAAAACAUUUCCGAUAACAAGCAUCUCUACAAAACUUUAGUACAGGAUCUCGGCCAAGUGCUUUUAGAGAGAUUGCAGAACGAUCCAGUUGUGCGUCGUUCGGGUUUCAUUAUAGACACACCCCCCGUAUCACAACUCCUUGACGAUCUGGAGCUUUUCAAGCUCAUAGUGAAGACUUUUAAGGUGAAUGCAAUUGUUGUAUGUGCGACAACAGAUGAUCUUGCGAUCAAAAUCGAUGAAAUUUUGAAGACUCAAACCAUUACAAUAGUGCGAUUACCUCAAUCGAGCGGUGUUGUAGCGGUUGACGACGUUCAUAAACGAUUUCUACAGCGAAAUGCUAUAAAGGAAUACUUUUAUGGCGACCACAAUGUCACGCUAAGUCCUUACGUGGCGGGAGUUGACUUUGACAUGGUCACCGUUUGGCAACCUCCAAGCAUUUUAGAAAAUCACGAAUCUGAUCCCACCGAUCUACUUCCUGUCGAAGUAAACUCAAGUAACUUACAGCACGCGCUAAUUGCGAUCACUUACGCCCCACGUCGAGCUUCCAAAGAUGAAGUUUUGCACAGCCCAAUACUCGGGUUUGGCCUGAUCAUGGAAGUCAAUGACGUGAGAAAGAAGCUUCGAAUCUUGCUUCCUGUGCCAGGUAAUUUGCCAGAUAAAGCCAUGAUUUUGACGGCGUACAGAUAUUUAGAAUAA
Lachancea mirantina is the source of this 1326-nucleotide messenger RNA. NCBI's taxonomy places the organism in Eukaryota, Fungi, Ascomycota, Saccharomycetes, Saccharomycetales, Saccharomycetaceae. The record is from the annotation of a GenBank genome assembly.